Messenger RNA from Danio aesculapii, 1394 nucleotides. RefSeq names its product BCL2 associated X, apoptosis regulator b (gene baxb). Gene Ontology annotation, cellular component: mitochondrial outer membrane. Gene Ontology annotation, molecular function: protein heterodimerization activity; protein homodimerization activity; channel activity. Lineage: Eukaryota; Metazoa; Chordata; Actinopteri; Cypriniformes; Danionidae. Gene Ontology annotation, biological process: extrinsic apoptotic signaling pathway in absence of ligand; release of cytochrome c from mitochondria; mitochondrial fusion. The record is from RefSeq and is a predicted model, not a curated record. The transcript has 6 exons. The coding region runs from base 144 to 761 and encodes 205 amino acids.
UACAAAACUGUUUCACCUCCACAAGACUGAAGUUGUGUGUGUUGUAAAGUACAGUGGGAUUCCCCGUACACGUUCUAGCCGGAAAAUAUUGCCUACAAACAAAACGAAACAACAUAAUAAUAAAUAUAGACACAUUUACGGACAUGGCUUGUGAAGCUUCACAGGAUGAUCAGAUUGGAGAGGCACUCUUAAUAGGGGUAGUAAGACAGGAGGUGAUGAGUGUGACAACUGAAAGAAAUACAGCUCCACCACCUCUUCCUGAAACUAAGCCAAUAAGCAACAACCAGGACCAGAUGCUGGUUCAGCAGCUGGCGAACACCAUCAAAGUGAUUGGUGAUAAACUCGACCAGGAUCAAGCAUUUAAUGACAUGAUCGAUGGCUUGGUGAAGGUAGCUGAUAAAAGUAGUUUCUGGAAACUUGUGGAAAAGGUUUUCACAGAUGGCCAGAUCAACUGGGGCAGAAUUAUUGUGCUGUUUUAUUCAGUUGGAAAACUGUCAGCAAAGAUGGUCGUCGCUCGCCUACCCAGAAUUGUUUCAGAUAUUCUAUCAUUAAGUCUUGAUUACUUCAGGAGGAAUCUGUUGCAGUGGAUUCGCACAGUAGGAGGAUGGAUGCACAGUAUCCCUGCACUGGCCUGUUUCUCUGUUGACCAAUUUUCUGGUUCUUCACUGAGAAAAUAUUCUCCAUACAUUGGAGUUGUGUUUGCCUUCACCGGUGGACUGCUGCUGGGUGGUUUCAUCGUGUCGAGAUUUCAGAAAUCCUGAGAGAGAGAAAGAGAGGGAGAAUGGACAUGGCACACGAGUUGAUAAUAAACUUUCUUAAUGAUGAACAUUGGAGAAACCACAAAGGCAAUAAGAUUAUGGUGUGCAGCAUGAUUUUGUAAUUUGGCUUUUUUUAUUGUAAUAUGCUCCUAUUUUAUAUGUAUUUAUACUUUGUAUUUUGUGAGAAAAUAUAUUUAAUAUCAUAAACGAGUUAAAAGAUGUUUAUUCAUGAUCAAGACAGAUAGAAAAGAAUUGAGCCUAUAGGCUUGUCCAAAGUUUUAUAAAACCUGUUUUGUCUACUCGCUUGUUCAUGCAAUUAAUGUGCAAUGAAUGAGAUUAAAGUUUCCUUAAUUUCAGAAUUUUUGAAAACAUAAAUGCAAGUUAUAAGCAGUAAUCAUUUUUAUGAAUCGAUGAUUGUAGGCAAUAAAACGUAUGUGGUCCCAAACCACAAAAAAAUUGCCAAAAACAGCAAUAGCAAAAAAAUACAUCGCAUGGGUCAAAAUGAUAAAUUAUCUUUUAUGGCAAAAUUCAUAAGAAUAUUAAAGGUCUUGUUCCAUGAAUAUAGUUUGUAAAUAUCCUACAGCAUGUAUGAAAUGUUUUAAACUAGUAGUGUGCAUUGCUUAGCAAUUGAUUUAG